Molecule: messenger RNA, 1242 nt
Organism: Nerophis lumbriciformis (worm pipefish)
Lineage: Eukaryota; Metazoa; Chordata; Actinopteri; Syngnathiformes; Syngnathidae
Source: RefSeq, a predicted model, not a curated record
AUGGAAGAUAUCAACCUCCAUUAUCGCUUUUUGAACUUGAGAAGGCGAAUACGAGAAAUUCGUGAAGUACGACCACUACGCUACCGGGACCGCAUGAAAAGAAUGCUAAGGGAUGGUGAUGUGCUCAGGUACCAUGGUAACUCCGAUGAAGUGGGCUGUUUUGUGGCUGCUAGGCCAUUGACAAAGAGAAAUCGCUAUUUUGAGGUCACAAUUGUCGAUACAGGAGUGAGAGGGAUGAUUGCUGUCGGUUUAGUGCCUCAACUUUACAAGCUGGACCAUCAACCGGGCUGGCUCCCAAAUUCUGUGGCUUUUCAUGCAGAUGAUGGCAAGCUCUACAAUGGCAACACUGUAGGACAACAAUUUGGCCCAAAAUGCUGCAGAGGGGACCGAAUCGGCUGUGGAAUAUCCCUGGAGUCUGAUGAUGGACAGUUGAUUGUGUUUUUCACCAAGAAUGGAAAAGAAGUUGGCAGCUUGGAAAUGCCAGCAGAUGAAGCUCUCUACCCUGCUGUCGGAAUGCAUUCGCUGGGGGAGGAAGUGUUGCUGGACCUGAAUGCUGAAUGGAGGAUGGAGGAGGAUGAGGGACUGAUGAUAGUAGAUAGCCAUGAAGAUGACUGGGGCCGCCUCCAUGACGUGCGAGUGUCUGGCACUCUGCUGGAGUACAUGGGCAAAGGAAAGAGCAUUGUUGACGUGGGCUUGGCUCAGGCCCUUCGGCCACUCAACACUCGCUUCCACUACUACGAGCUGGAGAUCACAGAUGCUGGGGAGAAGUGUUACAUCGCCCUAGGUUUGGCGCGCAAGGAUUACCCGAAGAACAGACAUCCAGGUUGGAGCAGAGGGUCCAUCGCUUACCAUGCAGAUGACGGAAAGUUGUUCCAGGGCAGCGGCGUCGGCGACGCCUUCGGACCACGUUGCUUCGAAGGCGACCUGAUGGGUUGCGGCAUCAUGUUUCCACGUGACUUCUGCCAUGAGGGCGUAGGCGAGUUGGACGACUGGGACCCGGAAGCUUGUUCGCAGCCCGCUGAUGUUCAGAACGACUUAUACAAGGACUUAUACAACAACGAGGAUGACGAUGAUGAAGGGGAAGACUUGGAGGGAGCCAAGGUCACGGUGUUCUUCACCCGGAACAGAAAGGUGGUGGGGCGCAGGGAAGUGGCGUUACCGACGGGCGGCUUCUACCCCACUAUCGGCAUGAUGAGCGCAGGGGAGAAGGUGAAAGUGGACCUGCACCCUCUCAGUGGGUGA